Messenger RNA from Pyricularia grisea, 1371 nucleotides. RefSeq lists its product as uncharacterized. The transcript has 5 exons. Bases 1 to 1371 code for a protein of 456 amino acids. Gene Ontology annotation, molecular function: iron ion binding; heme binding; monooxygenase activity. Lineage: Eukaryota; Fungi; Ascomycota; Sordariomycetes; Magnaporthales; Pyriculariaceae. The record is from RefSeq and is a predicted model, not a curated record.
AUGUUGUCGACCUCGCCACUCCCUGGCCCGAGCAUCGAUUCGCUGCUUAUUGCUACGGGGCUAGUCCUGUUGGCGUACAUGGUCGCAAAAUCUAUCUACCUGGCAUUCCUCCACCCUCUCUCCAAGUUUCCCGGCCCCCCUGCUGCAGCCGUUUCCAACGCGUACAUGGACAUUUACGCGCGGCCGAGCAGCGGGAAGAAGGUUUUCCUUAAGCUUGGGGAGUACGAGCGGCCGGGUGACAUCUCGACGACACGUGAUCCCGGCCUGCACGCCAUCCAAAAGAGGGCUCUGUCCAAAGGCUUCAGCAUCGGGGCCAUGCGCGAUCAGGAAAAGGUAUUGCAACAAUACCUAUAUUCAUUGCUCAACCAGAUUCGCAGACUUGGAAGUCACGGCCAGAAUGCCAUCGACAUUGGAGAGGCUCUCAACUGGUUCACCCUGGACAUAAUCGGCGAUCUUGCCUUUGGUGAAUCUUUUGAUUCCGUCUCUCAGGCCUCCAAUGUGGCAAUUUCCCUCAUCACGGACGCAUUGAGAUACACCAACGUCGAGUAUCUCCAGCGACAGAUGCCGUACAUUGCUCCCCUAGCUGCCCGUUUGCUUUUUCCAAUGUCUCUAAAGCAAAAGCAUGACGAAUAUCAACGUCUGGCAGCUGCCAAAGCCAGGCGGCGUAUUGAAAAGGCUGAUCUGGAUCGGCAGGACUUCUUCAGCCAUCUAAUUAAUGAUUGCCGCAUCAACGAAAAGGAGCUAACUGCGACAGCCUGGACUAUCAUCAUGGCCGGCUCUGAGACCACUGCCACCGCACUCACGGCUACCAUCUUCUACCUGCUCCGCUACCCUGACGCCCUGAGCAAGUUGGGGCGUGAAGUGCGUGCUAGCUUCUCAUCAGCUGAGCUUAUUACUGGCGACUCGAUUCUGCGGCUCAAAUAUCUCAACGCUGUGAUAGAAGAGGGUCUACGCCUUUUCCCACCCCUGGCCAUCGGGCUGCCACGCGAGUCGCCCGGCGCAGUCGUGGACGGUCACUACAUACCUCAGGGCACAACCGUGUCGGUCGAAAACUUUUCCAUGUCUUACGACCCGCGUUACUGGGAGGAUCCCAAGGCUUUCAAGCCCGAACGAUGGCUUGUUGGACUUGGGGUUGACAGGCCGUCUGAGGCCCAUCAUCCCUUUUCCGAGGGCACGCGGUCGUGCAUUGGCAAAAACCUGGCUUACCUCGAAAUGCGCAUCCUACUUGCGAAUCUAGUCUGGCACUUUGAUUGGGAACUGGCCUCGACCGACAUCCAAGACCUGAAUUCCUCCUGUCAGUGCUUUGCACUAUGGACCAUGCCCAAGUUGCUGGUUAAAUUCCGUCCGCGGGUUGAGCAUUGCGUGGGCUGA